AUGUUUACCGCAACACCACCCUCCGUCAACCGGCGACGGUCAACGGGUCGGAAAUCGCUCGGACUCGGGGAGAAAGAGCAGCUCCCGUUCGUCGCAACCAGGAAUAACUAUUCCUAUGGGUCGCAAUUCAGCAAUAUGCCCAAACCGCCGCAGUUGGCGGAAACAAAAGUUCCCUUGUCUGUUGCGCUGAAACAGCAGCAGGAUGCAUCACAGGCUAGAAUGAGAGCGGAGGAAAUAGAGAGGGAGAGAGCUGCGAGAGAGCCAGGCACUGUGGAGCCAGAGGACUGUAGAAGGUUUGACCCUGACAAGACUGUAGUGGAUAAAGGAUCGCAGAAAGCGACGGAGAUUGCACGAGUGCAGCAAGAAACAAGGUCACUAAGAAAUGGUCAUUGUAGUGCCGCGAGCGAGGAACGAACAGCUCCGACUGCAGUGUCUACUGCCAUGCCGCCGCCGCCACGCAGAAGAAGUCCGAGGCAGCAAUCUGAAAUCUCUGAUCAUUCGUAUUCUAUCGGUUUCGAUACUACUCAGGGAAUGAGUCGCUCCUAUGCCUCCGAAGAUGACGUUGGCCUUGCUCUUGGUCGAAAGUUCACCCAAAAUUUGGCCGACCUCCCGUCAGAUGGGUCCGCAACUGAUGAGGACGACGAACCGGUUGAUCACUGGCUUGCUACACCAGCAAAAGGGAGUACACGACAGAGCGAUGCUGGUUCUGCAGCUGGCUCCAAACGUUCAGGAAAAUUCAGCCAAGAACCUACAUCCAAACACAAAACGCCAAGCGAACAGGGUCUCCCGGAGGAAAUGGAUCAAGAGUACUACGACGAUUACUCUCAGAAUGAUCCAUCAGAGAUUUAUGGGUCGGGUAGUGAGGGCGAGAGCGAUAAGGAGGAGGAGGAGGAGGAGGAGGAGGACGACGACGACGACGAAGAGAGAUAUGCAAGGAAUGAAUACCUGAAUGAGAGAAUGUCGAAACAACUCGAACUUGCAGAACAGUUACUUCCCAUUCUUGUAGAGGGGGUGGUAGCCGCUGGUGCGCCCCUGGAAGACCUGACACUUGGGGUUUAG
Molecule: messenger RNA, 1059 nt
Organism: Morchella importuna
Lineage: Eukaryota; Fungi; Ascomycota; Pezizomycetes; Pezizales; Morchellaceae
Exons: 2
Coding region: 1-1059 (352 amino acids)
Source: RefSeq, a predicted model, not a curated record